Suillus paluster is the source of this 3065-nucleotide messenger RNA. Its product is annotated as Mg-transporting ATPase. Gene Ontology annotation, cellular component: membrane. NCBI's taxonomy places the organism in Eukaryota, Fungi, Basidiomycota, Agaricomycetes, Boletales, Suillaceae. Gene Ontology annotation, molecular function: ATP binding; P-type magnesium transporter activity; ATP hydrolysis activity. Bases 177 to 2906 code for a protein of 909 amino acids. The transcript has 15 exons. The record is from RefSeq and is a predicted model, not a curated record. Gene Ontology annotation, biological process: magnesium ion transport; monoatomic ion transmembrane transport.
CGAUGGAUUACAGCAAGAUCAAUCAAAGAUCAAAUUGAUCUUUUUUUUAAUCUGGCACGGUGCAGCGCAUAUAAAAGCUGUGUCUCCUUGGUUCUGUAUUCCAUACAUAUGGUAUCUCGUCUUUACACUGGUCUUUUCGCCGUCAGUAGCUCCAGCUCCGGAAAGAAGCCUCCGUGAUGCCCUCAAUCAACACCAUUGCAAAGCUGUUAUCCUCCCGCUCCUCCCUUGGAAAUUUAGAAAAGCAUGGGCCUGAUAUAGCUGCUCUAGACAUCGAGAGUAGCAAGUCGCCCGUCCCGCCAACACCGGUCGGAAGGGAGGAGCAGGAGCAGCUCAUCUGCAUCACACUCAGUCGUUUCGCGCAGAUUCCGGUGUCGGCUAUUUUCGCAUUGGAAUCCAGAUGGAGCCCCGGCGGCCUUUCUGAUGAGCAGGCUUCACUGAUACUCGAAACUCAUGGACCUAACACACCUGUGGCGGAACGUCCUCUCGCUGCGCUGAAGAUGCUUUGGGCGGCCAUCGUCAAUCCAUUCAACAUCCUUUUGACCAUCCUCGCGAUUGUCAGCGCUGCCACCCAACAGAUCCCCACGUUCGUCGUCAUGAUGGCAAUGGUAUUCGCUUCAACCGGCUUGAGGUAUUGGCAAGAAUUGAAGUCCAUGAUUCAAGCAGUCAAUCUGAUCAAGUCAGUCACGACGAACACUCGUGUUCUUCGUUCCCGAGGCUCUAGCUCGGAAGAGCUCGAAAUCGAUCAGCGGCACGUUGUUCCGGGUGAUAUCAUAGCUGUGACCAGCGGUGAUGUCUUCCCCGGUGAUUGCGUUCUCAUCUUGGCCGAGGCUAUUACAAUCACCCAGGCUUCGCUUACGGGGGAAAUGAUGCCCAUCGAGAAAACCGUGCGCCUUGCUGCCGCACGUCCUGAAGAAAAGCUUGAUUUACUGCACAAUGAUAAUGUUUGUCUCGCGGGCACAUCUGUUGAUACCUACAUGGCUGCUAUCGCCAGCGAGCUCUCCAAACGGCGACCGGAAAACGCUACUCAGAUCGGCAUCAAGAAAGUCAGUUAUGUCUUGAUGGGCUUCAUGGCUGUCAUGGCCCCUCUCGUAUUCAUCGUUCAGGGUGCCGUUAGCAAAGACUGGAAGGGUGCGGUCAUGUUCGCGAUCGCUGUUGCAGUUGGCAUUACUCCAGAAAUGUUGCCAAUGAUUGUGGUACGUACCAAUCGCUUUCUGGUGCUGUGGCUCUCAACGACGCUCUUGGCUUUCAUCAAUUCCUCACUGCAGACCGGUUCCCGCAGUCCAAUCGACCGCGCAAUCGUUGACUUUGUUAAUGAAAGCGAGCAGGACAUCUUCAUAGACAUUCUCGGAGAUGGCUGGGUCAAGCAGGGCGAAGUUCCUUUUGAUUCGUCACGCCGCCUUCUGUCGGUUUUAGUUUCGCGACCUGGUGGCGAUGGCUCUGAGGGGCUGUUGAUCACAAAGGGCGCAGUCGAAGAAGUCUUGGACCGGUGCGUGUCAGCCUACAACCACACGCAAUCUCCUUCCUCAGAUGUCUCGGAACCGCUUGGUUUGGAUCUUUCCCCCUCAAUGACAUUAACCCUCACAACAGACGAGCGGCGGAAGAUUCUCAAUACUGCCGAGCGUUUGAAUGAGGAGGGAUUGCGUCUUGUCGCUGUGGCCUGCAGAGAACAACUUAUCAAGUCGUUCACGACUAUAUCCUCCGAUGAUGAGAGCGAACUUACCUUCGUUGGCUUCCUUGGGCUGCUUGAUCCAUUGAAACCGGAUGCCGCCCAGGCAAUCAAAGAUUUGGCCAAAUUGAACGUACAAGUACGAAUCCUCACUGGCGAUGCUCCUACUGUGGCCGCAAAAGUGGCUCGUGACCUCGGGCUUAUCCCAGCGCCUUGCCAAUCGUUCACUGGCAAGAACGAGAAGGAUGUUGAGGCUUCUUCCUCCUCUAAGGGCGAGGAAGGGCUCAUUCUCACUGGCACCCAGCUUGCAGCCCUUGCAGAUGAUCAAGAUGCCUACAAGGAUGCUAUUGAUCGCUGCAUCAUCUUUGCCAAACUCUCGCCUUACCAGAAGCUUGAAGUCGUGAAAGCUCUGCGUUUGGGUGAUGGUGGGAGAGCAGUCGCCUUCUUGGGAGACGGGGUCAAUGAUGCUCUUGCUAUACGCGGUGCUGACGUCGGGAUCUCGGUGGAUUCAGGAACCGAGAUUGCGAAAGAAGCGGCAGAUGUGAUUUUGCUUGAGAAGAGCCUGGGUGUCGUCGUUGACGGUGUGAUCGAGGGGAGAAUUACGCUCAUUAACACGAUCAAGUACAUCAAGAUGGCAACCUCUUCUAACUUCGGUAACAUAUUUUCGGUCUUGGUUGCUUCGGCUUGGCUUCCAUACCAGCCCAUGCUCCCGCUCCAGCUACUCGUCCAGAACCUGCUGUAUGAUUUCUCCCAGGCUUCGAUCCCCUGGGACAACGUUGACCCUGAGUACUUGGAGUCACCAAGGACAUGGGGAGCGAAAUCGAUCAUCCGUUUCAUGGUUUGCAUGGGUCCCUUCUCAAGCCCUUUUGAUAUCAUCACCUUCUGCAUCAACUGGUUCCACUAUGGUAUCCGUACGCUUGACAGCCCACUUGUCCCUCGUGCACAGACGGAUUGGUUCCUCGAGGGGUCCCUGACACAGCUGUUCAUUAUCCACUUUCUGCGAACAGGCAAGAUCCCCUUCAUCCAGUCUCGCGCGUCGGCUCCAGUCGUUUUCACCACCUUCGCUAUCGCUGGCAUUGCUAUUGCAAUCCCAUACAUUCCCAAGGUUAACACUGCCCUACAGCUAACCCCGCCUGAGCCCCUCUUCUUCGCGUACCUAUCAGCGAUGGUGAUCGGCUAUGCAUUGGUCGUGCAUGUUGCCAAAACGCUUUAUCAACUUGCGUUCAAGGAGUGGCUCUAACAGAAUAACUGUUUGUUGAGGUUUAUAACGUCGUAGGGUUAACGGGGUUGUGCUGUGGAUUUUACAGUGUUAAUGGCAUUUGCGCCACUUUUUCCAUUCUAGAGUUCAUCGAAUUUAAAGGAUAGACUUCAAUGCAAUCAAAUGUUUCAUUCAUCGAUC